Lycium barbarum (goji berry) is the source of this 1119-nucleotide messenger RNA. RefSeq lists its product as uncharacterized. NCBI's taxonomy places the organism in Eukaryota, Viridiplantae, Streptophyta, Magnoliopsida, Solanales, Solanaceae. Gene Ontology annotation, biological process: telomere maintenance; DNA repair. The transcript has a single exon. The record is from RefSeq and is a predicted model, not a curated record. Gene Ontology annotation, molecular function: DNA helicase activity. The coding region runs from base 1 to 1119 and encodes 372 amino acids.
AUGGCCAACAAGUUUUGUUUCGAAGCCAUGGACAAGACUUUGAGAGAUAUCCUCCGAGUGAGGUAUGAAAAUAGCACAGACAAACCUUUUGGAGGACUUACAGUUGUCUGUGGUGGUGAUUUUCGGCAAAUACUACCAGUUAUUCCAAAGGGUACACGAGCUGAUAUUGGUGAUGCAUCGAUAAACUCUUCGUACUUGUGGCCAUUUUUCACAAUUUAUGAAUUGAAGAAAAAUAUGCGACUACGUAGUGGUAAAGUAAGUCCAUCCGAGGCUUUAAAAAUUGCAGAUUUCGACAAAUGGUUGUUACAAGUAGGAGAUGGAUCAGUUUACGAUGAUAGCAAGAAGGAGCUUAUUAAAAUACCUCAGGAUGUACGCAUCAACACGUCUAAUAAUCCAAUAUGUUCGAUUAUUGAGGCAGUUUAUCCGUCCCUCUUGCAGAAGUACAACGACCUAGGAUAUUUUAAAGAACGAGCAAUACUGACACCAAAAACUGAAAUGGUUCAUGAGUUGAACGAGACAAUUAUGAAAAUGAUACCGGGUGAAGAAAGAACAUAUUUUAGCGCUGACAAUGUAUGCAAAGCAAGCGUGAACACAAACGAUGAAGAAAUUUUGUACCCAACUGAAUUUCUUAACAACUUAAGAUUCCCUGGCAUCCCUAACCAUGACAUACACUUGAAAGUGGGCACUCCGGUUAUGCUGCUUAGAAAUCUAAACCAAACAGAAGGUCUAUGCAAUGGAACAAGAUUGAUCAUCACGAAUCUUGGUAUAUGGUCUGUCACUGCUAACAUCAUUUCAGGGAAGAACAUUGGCUCUAGAGUAACAAUUCCAAGAAUUAUUAUGUCGCCUACCGAAUCAAAAUGGCCAUUCAAGCUUAAGAGACGGCAGCUUCCUUUAGCACCCUGUUACGCUAUGACAAUCAAUAAAAGUCAAGGACAAUCUCUUAACCAAGUCGGACUGUAUCUUCCGAAACAGGUAUUCACCCAUGGACAAUUAUAUGUAGCGGUCUCCAGAGCAACAACAAGAUCAGGAUUAACAAUACUAAAUGCAGACGAUGACAUAGAAGACCCUGCAUUCAUUAAAAAUAUUGUAUACAAAGAAGUAUUCCAGAAUGUAUGUUAG